AUGUCUUACGAAAUUCAGACGUUAGAUUCAGCUGUUUCAAAUUUCGCUUCAUUAGCUCCGGGUAAAAAGAUUAAACCUGAUGAAGUAAAGUUCAUCUUGAAAGAUCCGCUUCCGUCAACUCCAUUACCUGCUGAAGUUCAAAAGAAGUUCAAUAGUGUCGUUGUACCGGAAAAGUUUCAACACUCUCUCGACGAGAUUCGCAACUUGGAAGUUUACGAAGAUGAUGUUUGGGUACUUGCUUUUCCGCGAACCGGAAGUAAUUGGACCCAAGAAGCAGUUUGGCAAGUUUGCAAAGAGGUCGAUGUUGAAAAUGAGGGUCGAGAAACCCUUCAAACACGAUUUCCCGUCAUUGAGGAAUCUGCAAUUUUGAAUAGAACAGAAGAAAUAACAUAUUUGGAUCGAGUAAAAAACAUGAAGAGACCCAGAUUUAUCAAGAGCCAUUUGCCAAUAGCUUUCUUGCCAACCAAAUUAUGGGAAGUCAAACCGAAGAUUGUAUAUGUUUAUCGAGAGGCAAAAGAUGCUGCUGUAUCUUGGUAUUACUUCAAUAAAGAUGCUUACUUAUAUCAAGGAUCAUUACAAGAGUUUUUGACACUUUAUCUUAAAGGAGAAGUUGAAUAUGGCAGCUAUUGGGAUCAUUACGAGCAAUAUCAUCGUCUUGCCAAAGUAUAUUCAAACAUGAAAGUCUUAAAAUACGAAGAGAUGAAAAAAGACCUCAAAUCAACUUUACUCGAUCUUUGUAACUUUUUCAACAAAUCCUUGUCCAACGAUCAAAUUGAGAAACUUUUGCAUCAUCUUUCCUUCGAGAACAUGAAGAAAAAUCCAGCAAACAAUUACGCUGAUGUCAAAAAACGAGUACAGGCCGUCUUGCCAAGUUACGACCUCCGAAUGAUCCGCCAAGGAAAAGUCAACGCAGGCAAAGAAGAAAUGUCAGCAGAGAUGAUCGAGAAAUUCGACGCAAAAAUGCGCGACACGCAAAGACAAUUAAGUUCUUGAAGCAGAAAUUCCGAUGUAAUGAGAAACAAAUAUUUGUUCAAGCUAAAGUUUUUUUAAACUCGCAAGAUAAGAUAGCAAGUCAGAGAUAAGAUCAAUUAAAAUGCCGAGUAACUGUUAAUUUUGGUCCCGAACGAGUUUAAUUGAGACAAAAAACACUCCCAUUGCAACAUUAUUUAUCAUAAUAACCGCACUCAUGGCAUAAAUAAUGCAACAAAAAGAAAGCACUCUCAAUGGGAUGCGUUGUUUGUUUACAAAAUUAUCUCUUAAAGGUAACUUAAAUUCAAUUUUUACACCCAUCAAUUGACUUUGCCGCAUAUUUUACGACUCCCUUGAGACGUGCGGAGCACAUAUCGCGCACAUCUGCCAAGAAG
Messenger RNA from Culicoides brevitarsis, 1364 nucleotides. Its product is annotated as sulfotransferase 1A1-like. Gene Ontology annotation, biological process: sulfation. NCBI's taxonomy places the organism in Eukaryota, Metazoa, Arthropoda, Insecta, Diptera, Ceratopogonidae. Gene Ontology annotation, molecular function: sulfotransferase activity. The record is from RefSeq and is a predicted model, not a curated record. Gene Ontology annotation, cellular component: cytoplasm. The coding region runs from base 1 to 993 and encodes 330 amino acids. The transcript has 3 exons.